Cordyceps militaris CM01 is the source of this 1341-nucleotide messenger RNA. RefSeq names its product Metallophosphoesterase. Lineage: Eukaryota; Fungi; Ascomycota; Sordariomycetes; Hypocreales; Cordycipitaceae. Gene Ontology annotation, cellular component: cytoplasm. Gene Ontology annotation, molecular function: hydrolase activity, acting on ester bonds. The record is from RefSeq and is a predicted model, not a curated record. The coding region runs from base 1 to 1341 and encodes 446 amino acids. The transcript is spliced from 2 exons.
AUGCUCGCCGAGACACUACUAGUGGCUGCCAUGGCCGGCGCCGCCGUCGAAGCAGCACCAGCGUUCAAGCCGCCGCUGCAGUUCACCACCGACGGCAAUUUUCACAUUUCCGUCUUCAACGAUAUCCAUUUCGGCGAAAACGCCGCCGGCCAGGGUCCAGCAUGGGACAGCAAGACCUCACAGCUCAUGGGCACCAUCAUGGACGCCGAGAAGCCCCAGCUGGUCGUACUCAACGGCGACCUCCUAUCCGGCGACCAGUACCAGGGCAGGGAUAUUCUCGAUCACGUCGACCGCAUCGUCAAGCCCAUUGCUGCCCGGCGUCUCCCGUGGGCCUCCACCUACGGCAACCACGACUCCAACUACAACCUCUCGCGCGACCAGAUGCUGCAGCGCGAAAAGACGUACAACGGCUCGUACACGGAGCGCAUGGUGAGCGGCCAGGACGCCGGCGUGACCAACUACUACCUCCCGGUGUAUGCCGACGCCGGCUGCAACGCCUCCUCCACCACGAGCGCCGCUGCCUGCGUGCCGGAGCUCCUGCUCUGGUUCUUUGAUAGCCGCGGUGGCAAGUACUACCGCACCCACAGCCGCCAGCCCGACUGGGUGGACACGAGUGUCGUGGACUGGUUCAAGGCCACGAGCGCCCAGCUCGCGGCCGCCUACGGCCGCGUCGUCCCCUCGAUUGCCUUUGUGCACAUCCCCAUCCACGUCACCACGCUGCUGCAGAAGCAGGGGCCCGGCGGGCACCUCGACCUCCGGCGGCACCCGGGCAUCAACGACGACAAAAUCAACGGUCAGAGCGUUGGGUGGCCGCCCGCCAGUAACAGCAGCACCCAGCCGAGUGGCCCGGGCGGGUACAGCGGGCGUGACGUGCCAUUUAUGCAGGCGCUCGCGGCCGCCAAGGGACUUGUCGGGCUGUUUUACGGGCAUGACCACGGCAACACCUGGUGCUAUCGGUGGGCCGGCCACGUCGAUGGGCUGGACGCCGGCGGGGCGGCGCCGGCGGGUACCGGCUUGUACCUGUGCUACGGGCAGCACACGGGCUACGGUGGCUACGGUAACUGGAUCCGCGGUGGCCGCCAGAUUGUGGUGACGCGAGCGGGCCUGCGACGCGGGACGCUGGACACGCACACGCGGCUCGAGACGGGCGCUGUCGUGGGCGCCGUGACCCUUAAUAGCACGUUUAAUGACGAUGUCUAUGACCUGGUGCCGGAUACCAAGACGAUGAUGCCGCUCCCGGGCAAAGCGGCGACGGCGAGUACGGCGGCCGGUACGCGGUCGGGCUGGGCAGCGGCAUGGACGGCCUUGAUGCCGUUGGGGUUCUCGCUCUUUUGGUGCUGA